Molecule: messenger RNA, 1552 nt
Organism: Mytilinidion resinicola
Lineage: Eukaryota; Fungi; Ascomycota; Dothideomycetes; Mytilinidiales; Mytilinidiaceae
Exons: 3
Coding region: 116-1450 (444 amino acids)
Source: RefSeq, a predicted model, not a curated record
UAAGAGGUUAAACCAUCUACUUCUUUGGUACGCGGCAUCCAACAUUUUCAGAUAGGGAUAUAAUCUGAAACUGCUACUGGUCGCCGUUUGGAGAUCCUUGGACCAAUCGCUCACUAUGUCAACAUCUCUCUUCCGUAUCGAUGAGCACACGCUGUCUGGUCAGCACAUACGGGGCUAUGCGCACGCAACCGUACAUGAGCAAGAAGAAGUCCUUCAUCUGGCCAUCAAGCAGUAUACCCCGCUAGACAAUCCACAUCCCAAGCCUGGAGACAUCACAAUAAUCGGAGCACACGCCAACGGCUUCCCAAAGGAGCUGUAUGAGCCACUAUGGGACGACGUGCUCCGACGGUCGAAGCAAUUUGGAUUUUCUAUCCGUGGUAUAUGGAUAGCAGACGUUGCCCAACAGAAUGCCAGUGGAGUACUUAAUGAAGGCAAACUUGGCAAUGACCCAUCGUGGUUUGACCAUUCAAGAGACCUCCUCAGCAUGAUCAACCAGUUCCGGGCUCAGAUGCCUCGACCAAUAAUAGGUUUUGGCCACAGCAUGGGUGGAUGCCAACUUGUUAACCUCAGCCUCAUUCAUCCCCGCCUCUUCGAGACUCUGAUCCUAGUUGAUCCGGUCGUGCAACGUGUGAGCUCUGCCAAGGGUAAUUGGGCCCCAGCCCAGGCAUCCGCCAGACGGAGAGAUUUUUGGCCAUCACGCGCGGCCGCUGAAAAGUCGUUUAAGAAGAGCAAAUUCUACCAAGCAUGGGAUCCACGAGUUCUGGACCGUUUCAUCAAACACGGUCUGCGGGAGCUGCCCACCCAGCUAUAUCCAACUUCUACUUCAACGCCCACAAUUCCAUAUCCUGCCACAUCUACCACGGAGCCGACUUUGACUCCGACGCCACCACAGCCUAGGCCGGUCACUCUCACCACCACAAAACAUCAAGAGGUCUUCACAUUUUUACGUCCAAACCUCUCACCAUCGCCACCCGACCGGCGAACUCACCCCGAUCUUGAUGCGAGAGCUAACCCAGAGACACCGUUUUACCGACCUGAACCAAUACAGACAUUCUACCAACUGCCUCAUCUGCGUCCAUCAGUUCUCUACGUAUUCGGGGAACUCUCUGACCUUUCAACGCCGGAGUUUCGUGCGGACAAACUCUCGAUGACGGGAGUCGGUGUUGGAGGCAGUGGAGGAGUGAAAGAAGGGCGGGUCAAAGAGGUUUUAUUUGAGAAGACAGGUCAUCUGAUUCCCAUGGAAAAGGUCGGAGAGACAGCGGAAAGUAUGGCUCAAUGGGUAGGAGCCGAGAUGGAUCGGUGGCGAGCGGCAGAGAAGCUGACCGAACAGGAUUGGGAAGGUAAAAAGGGAGUAGAGAGAGUACAAAUGAGCGAGAAGCACAUCAAGCUGCUGGUAGCAAUGCAGGACGGCUUGCAGCGGAAGAGCACGACGCCUGCAGAGAAACUGUGAUAGGAGCUUCGAGUAUGCAGGUAGGCUGACUAUUAGACAUGAGUUUAGACGCACGAACCCAUUGUAAUGGCAUUGAAUUGAAGGUUUGAUCACUCCUCGGAA